Molecule: messenger RNA, 2900 nt
Organism: Coregonus clupeaformis (lake whitefish)
Lineage: Eukaryota; Metazoa; Chordata; Actinopteri; Salmoniformes; Salmonidae
Product: proline-rich protein 36-like
Exons: 3
Coding region: 510-2381 (623 amino acids)
Biological process (GO): positive regulation of cell size; positive regulation of translation
Source: RefSeq, a predicted model, not a curated record
AAUAAAGAGCGAGAAGGGGAGACAGCGCAGUGCUGGGUGGGAGGGGGAAUGAGUGAGAGCGAGAGAGAGAGAGUGAGGGAGAGAGAGAGAGAGGGAGAGAGAGGGAGAGACAGGAAGCAUGCCACAGCCACUGAGCCAGAGACGCAGGGAGGGAAAGCGAGCGAGAGGAAGACAGAGAGGCCAUGAGCAACAGAGAGGGCAACAGGGUGAAGCUGUAAGGACGACAGCGUGCUAAGACGGAGAGUGAGGGGGGAGGACCGGGAAGAGAAAUAGAGAAAAAAACAAAGGGAUACAAUCAGAAACAGGCUUGGACAGGAAAAAGGGGAGCGAGUGGGUGGGGGUCUGAGGAGAAAUAAGCGGAAGAAAGUUUUCGAGAGACAGGAAAAGAGCGGGAGAGAGAGAAGUCAAUGAGAAAAACUUUCCAUGUGAAUGGCAAGGGCGGGAAGCUGGAGGGAAAAAAGUUAAUUAUUUAAGGAUUCUUCCUCUGUGGCUGCUGGACUGCUUCCAUCAUGUUCUCAGACACCAGAGCUCCUGGGGAGCACAGAGGCUAUCAGCACAGCAACCCUCAUCUCAACCUCUGGCUCCACAAUAGAUUCAGGGCCCACCACAGCGACAUGGGACUCAAUGGGCAGCGCAGGCGGACUGAUGCCAACCUUACCUAUCCCAACAGAGCCAAAGAGGUAGGCUUUAAAUCACAAGAGGUGAUCAACACUAUACAUGGGAAGGAAAGGAUGGGUCCCCAUUUGAAUGGACUGGGACUGGAGGAGCCAGAUUUAAGUAGCCAAGAGGGCAGUCCUUCCAGGUGGAGCCAAGGCCAGUCUCCAGAGCCAGGCCUGAGACACAGCGCGUCUGUCAGGAACCACUACACAGAACACUCCUUUGUUUGGAACCACCGGCAGACGUUACCACACCCCUCAGUCAAGAACUACGUGAUGGCCCCUGCCCCCGCUCCGCCAAAACAGUUCAAAGGUCAAGACGGCUGUAAAGUGCCUGUUUGUUUGGAGGACCAGCUAUGGGGUUACCCCAGACAGACCUGUCAGAGAAACAUUCAUAAAUCCAGCUGGGUGGAUUCAGCCACAGCCACACAGGACUUACCCAUUCACCAGAGUUUCAGUUCCACCUUGAGUUCCACCCAAAAAAAAGUCAGAAACAGCCAUAGACACUUGACUAGACCAGUAGGUGGACCAGAGACCAGAAGAGACCAGAAAGACUUGACUAAACCUGUAGGUGGACCAGAGACCAGAAGAGACCAGAAAGACUUGACUAAACCUGUAGGUGGACCAGAGACCAGAAGAGACCAGAAAGACUUGACUAAACCUGUGGAGGGUUACAAUGGACCCAGCUCUCUGCAUGAGGUCAUAUUCUCCACAGAGGUUCCUCAGAGAAACAUGGGAGGUCCCACUCUCAGAUCCCAGCAGAGUCCCAGUAAGCACUGUCCCACCCCAGAGGAUGUCCAGACCAGGCCCCCCAGCGGCCACCAGGGCUCCAGGAGAGGGCCAGGGCUGACUGGGUCGAAGAGGAGCCACCGGAAGGUGGUCCGGGAUCAGAUCCGGAGAGUGGUGGAGAACCUGGAGGAGGUUCUAGGAGGCCUGAAGGACAUCCAUCAGGAGAUGAAGGAGGUGGUGCAGCAGAUUGAGCUGCUGACCUCGUCCAUUGACCUGAGUGAAGGGGAUGCCAGCCCCAGCCUGCCCAGUGACAGCAGCUCCACCUCCAGUGGAGUUGCGAUGGGCAGCAGCCACCAGAGGCCCAGGGGUGAGGAGGCCAGGCAGGGGGAUGCAGCUCUCUCCUCCCUCAUCAGGACUAACUCACCCCAGCGUCACAACCCUGCCUCCAGCCCGCUCCGCCUCCCCCACCAACUUGCUCCCAACCCUCAUAGGAGUAGCCCUGUUCGCCCUCCCACCCCUGGUCUGUCCCCCCUCAGUACCAACCCACCUCACCCCAACACCCAUGAUCCAUCAGUCAAGAGCAAGAGUUUGCAUUACCCCCUCAACCCUGCCUCUAACUCUACUCUCUUUCACACCCUUGGGCUUUCUCCCCAUAAAAAAAGUCCCCCUCCUCACCCCUCUGCUCUUGGUCCAUCUGUCACCGUAGAGACCCAAACAGGGCCACCCAUGAGGGCGCCUCGCCCUGUCAGCCCACCCAGAGGCCUUAAGACCCAGACCAGGGUGGAGGGAGUGAGGACAACAUCUGCUAAAUCACUGGGGCUAACCCAGGGCCAGACGGUCCCACACGGCCCAGGGAGAGUUCCAGGGCCCAAGGGCCGCAAGCCUCCUCCUUACCCGCACAAUGGGCACUUUGAUCGGGGAGCGAGUAAAGGCAAGGACCCCAGGAAGGCUCCCCCGUAUCCUGUGAAGAGAAGACUGCUCUCGACCACGGUGUGAGAGGGAGGUGGUUGGAUGAAUGGAGCAACAGCCACAGAGCUGAGGGAGCAGAGGGUGAUUUAAGGCUCGCCAACUUGAGCAGAGUCCACGUUUCCAAGGUGAUGAGAGGCGUCUCGGGAGGACAGUGCCGUCAGGAGGAGAGGUUGAACGGUUCUGUUCUGACAGCAUCUGUCUGAGGCUUUGUCCUUGCGAGGGAGGAUGUUCAAGAAGAGGCCUGUGGGAGAGCAGUGUAUGUGCUGUGAUGUACAAAGCCUCCUCGCCUGACAGACUCCUCAGAACACUGUUUCCCUGUAUGGUGUUUUGGUACCCACUGGCGGGUUGCCAUUGAUUUGUGUGAAGAUGUGGUAAGAAACUGGGUCAUGACUACAAACAUUGGUCUAGUUUAGUUAGUAGAUCAGAGGGAGAUAUCAAAAACGUAUAGUGGAUGGGUCACAGCACAAACCGGUUUGGGAACCACUGCCUUAGAACUCUGUGUGCAACUUACAGUGAGGGAAAAAAGUAUUUGAUCCCCUGCUGAUU